Messenger RNA from Caenorhabditis remanei, 1251 nucleotides. RefSeq lists its product as uncharacterized. The coding region runs from base 1 to 1251 and encodes 416 amino acids. Lineage: Eukaryota; Metazoa; Nematoda; Chromadorea; Rhabditida; Rhabditidae. The transcript is spliced from 8 exons. Gene Ontology annotation, biological process: regulation of transcription by RNA polymerase II; cell differentiation; anatomical structure development. The record is from RefSeq and is a predicted model, not a curated record. Gene Ontology annotation, molecular function: RNA polymerase II cis-regulatory region sequence-specific DNA binding; zinc ion binding; nuclear receptor activity.
AUGAACCCAUCAACAUUGUCUAGUAAAAAAACUGGGCAAGUUUCAAAGUCGAAACUGAGACGUAGAAAGCAGCUGAAACCGUACAAAGAGUUACCACAAAACCAGACACCAUCGAAAUGCAGAGUUUGUGGAAAUCCAGCGAUCGGAUAUCAUUAUGGAGCUCCUUCCUGCAAUGGCUGCAAAAUAUUUUUCCGUCGGGUUAUUGUAACUGGACGUAAAAUUGUAUGUCCCAAAGAUAACAAUUGUUUUUAUGGAAUUGAAGUACUUGAUAUGUCUAAGAGAAUCUGUCGAGCAUGUCGACUCAAAAAAUGUUUGGAAGUUGGAAUGAAUGCGUUGGCAAUUGAAGCAGAAGCUAUAAGUGAUGAAGGAAAAGCAUUGAGAGAUGAACUGAUGAGAGGGAAAGAUUCAAUUGCAGUUGUUUCAUCGCUCAUAGUUACCGAAGAAGACCUUCUAGACAGAACUAUCCGUAAACUGAAAUUAAUUGAGACGAAGAUCGAACCACUUCACCGUGCAGGAGUCCCACCUGGUUAUAGAGACGUUCGGCAUCUGGAAAAGAUUCUGGAUGCCCCAGUAACACUCAAUAUCUCUGAUAUUCCAAAUUUGAAGUUGUGUUCUCAUCCGUGUACUUUGGGGAAUUCCACUUAUCGAAAACCCGUAAACUAUGCACAUAGCAGCUUCUUGGCUGCCAUUGAAUCUUCCAAGAUGUUUGAUUUCUCUUCUAAAAUUGAUUUAGAUUCCAAAGUUGCUUUGAUGAAGCACACGACAGUUAUUUGUUCGAAUAUGAUGAAUGCGUAUUUCUCAAUGAAUGAAAUGAAAUCAGAUGUCCUGUUAUACCCAGAUGGUAGUCACAUCGAACCAUCAACUGGAGAUGUUAAGUUGCUUCAGAAAACACUAUUUUCAUUUCUAAACAAUAAAGUGGAUAACAUUGAAUAUCUAUUGUUGAAAGCAAUAAUGAUGUGUAAUCCAGCUGUACAUGGAAUCAAUUUAGAGGAUCAAAAAACAAUAGAGAUAGAGAGGAAUCGAAUCAUGAAAUCACUUCUCAGCUACUCUCUUUUCCAACAUGGAAACUUACAUGGACCAUCUCGCGUUGCUGAAAUUCUAGCACUAGCUCCAAUAAUUGAGAACCAAUCGAAGCAUCAAAAGGACUUUCAUGUGUAUUUGAAUGCAAAACAUUUCCAAGAACAUUUGAAUCAAGGCCAAUUAGUUAGAAAGUGCAUCAGUUACAGUUACGAUGGAAUUCUGGAAUCAUGA